Molecule: messenger RNA, 862 nt
Organism: Erythranthe guttata (spotted monkey flower)
Lineage: Eukaryota; Viridiplantae; Streptophyta; Magnoliopsida; Lamiales; Phrymaceae
Gene: ATHB23
Product: homeobox protein 23
Biological process (GO): positive regulation of DNA-templated transcription
Cellular component (GO): nucleus
Molecular function (GO): DNA-binding transcription factor activity, RNA polymerase II-specific; sequence-specific DNA binding
Source: RefSeq, a predicted model, not a curated record
UUAAAUAAAUGGGCUUCUUCCACUCCAAUUUCAUGCUGCAAAUCAAUCCACAACAAGAAGAUGAUCACCACACUACACAAUUUCAUGGUGUGGCGUCUUCGCUGCUAGGGAAGAGACCGUUGGACGAAGAUUAUACGAACAAUAACAACAUUAUUAAUCAUUGUGGGGACGAUGAACUAUCGGACGACGGAUCAAACAUCGGAGAGAAGAAGAGGAGACUGAACAUCGAACAAGUUAGAACGCUCGAAAAGAGCUUCGAGUCUUGCAAUAAGCUCGAACCGGAGAGGAAGAUCCAGCUGGCACGUGCCCUAGGGUUACAGCCACGUCAGAUAGCCAUUUGGUUCCAAAAUCGAAGAGCGAGAUGGAAGACCAAGCAGUUGGAGAAAGACUACGAUCUUCUUAAGAGGCAGUUCGAUGCUGUUAAGCUUGAAAACGACGCGCUUCUGACAUUGAACCAGAAACUUCAUGCUGAGAUAAAGGCGUUGAAGAAGAGGGAGCCGACGGAGUCGAUAAACCUGAACAAAGAAACGGAGGGUUCGAGCAGCAACAACAGAAGCGAAAACAGUUCAGAAAUGAAGAAUAUUGCAUUAUCAGAUAUUAAUUAUUAUUCAUCAAGAAAUGAUGCAUCAAUUGACGGCCCGUUAACUGCAGCAAUAAUCAGGCCUCUUUUCCCGUCAAGAGUAACGGACAAUAUCCAAACCGCCGUUAAGGAAGAAAGCCGCAGUAGCAGCUUGUGUAACUUGUUUUGCAGCAUGGAUGAUCAGACUGGGUUUUGGCCUUGGCUAGACCAACCAAAUUUCAAUUAAUUAUUUAUUAUUUAUUAUUUAGUUAAUUGAUUAUAUUAUAACAAUUCAAAAUUUAU